AUGUAUAUGGUGGACUCAACGCCAGUUUUCCAGAUCCCUCAACAACAACAACAGCAACAAGCGUAUGCCGGUUACCCACAACCUGGUUAUCCACAAACAGCUGUCUAUCCGGGGACGCCUUAUUCACCUUAUCAGCAACAUGGGGCCUAUCCAGCACAAGUUCAUUACACUACCUAUCCACAAGCUACAGUCUACACCACUCAACCAACAGUUAUGUGA
This is a messenger RNA of Cooperia oncophora, 219 nucleotides long. The record is from the annotation of a GenBank genome assembly. Lineage: Eukaryota; Metazoa; Nematoda; Chromadorea; Rhabditida; Trichostrongylidae.